Messenger RNA from Penicillium alfredii, 1041 nucleotides. RefSeq lists its product as uncharacterized. The record is from RefSeq and is a predicted model, not a curated record. The coding region runs from base 1 to 1041 and encodes 346 amino acids. The transcript has a single exon. Lineage: Eukaryota; Fungi; Ascomycota; Eurotiomycetes; Eurotiales; Aspergillaceae.
AUGGUGCUUGUAACGUCGUCGACGGUCUCCGCCGUCGUAUCGGUGGGAGUGAUCUGCAUUUUUACCCUGCUCCUCUUUCUAUCUGGAUAUGUCCUGCAGCAGCAGUCGGUGAAAAAUAUCCAGUAUGCCCUGCGGCCACCCGAUCAACGGCCGGGCGCAGGCGGCGGAUCGACAUUCCAGAGGCCCGGCCGCAAACGAGGGCCAUCAGAUUCAGAUCUCGGCCUAGCGGCUGAUCCAGGGAUCGCUCAAGAGGAUGAAGAUCGUCACUCAGGUCACGAAGGAAACUAUGCAUACCUCCAGCUCCUGUCAGAUCCGGACCCGUCCAACAUCUGCUCGGCAAUCCUCUUCUUCAAGCAGCUCGCCGCCAGCGAGACGGUGGUCCAGGACCGGCUGUUCAUGUACCCAGAGGAGUGGGACCGUAUGCCGUCCAGCAAGCUGGGCAAAACUACCUCUACCGCAUUGUCGAUUCUGCGCACCGCGAGUAUCAAGUACGGGAUAUGGCUGCUUCCCAUUGACAUGAGCGGCACCGGCCGCACCCCGACCGACUCUAGACUACUGCGCCAGGGCCAGGUCCAGUUCAUGCAAUAUGACAGCGUGCUCUACGUCCAGACUCCGGGGCUACUGUUGGAUCCAACAAAGCUCGACGACGUACUCUUAUCACGGCCUCUGCCGCUACGACAUAACAAAGACCGGGUCGAAUCAUAUAACAACGAAGCGUGGAUCCCCAUGCCACUGCGUUCCGAGCGCGAUCCCGAUCUGCCACCUGUCUAUUUGAUCACGGUCAACAGCCUCGAAAACAGGCGCGUCGAAGCGCGCACACACAUCCCUAACGUUGCUCUCCCGGGAUUCGGAAGAAUAGUGACGGGCCCAUCUGGGGUGAAGAAGCUGAAGAAAGAGCAUGGGCCAAAACCGGCCUAUGUCUACUUUGAACAUGACCGCGAUGGCCGGGUGAAGUGGGCUGAAAAUUCACUGUUUGGGACCUGGCGCUCACAACAAUCUGAGGUUUGUGAAGGCUUGGAUUUUGACGAUGAUACUUCAUGA